Messenger RNA from Pelodiscus sinensis (Chinese soft-shelled turtle), 3191 nucleotides. RefSeq names its product polypeptide N-acetylgalactosaminyltransferase 12 (gene GALNT12). Gene Ontology annotation, cellular component: Golgi apparatus. Gene Ontology annotation, molecular function: polypeptide N-acetylgalactosaminyltransferase activity. The record is from RefSeq and is a predicted model, not a curated record. Gene Ontology annotation, biological process: protein O-linked glycosylation. NCBI's taxonomy places the organism in Eukaryota, Metazoa, Chordata, Testudines, Trionychidae.
GGAGCCCCCCAGCCACCGCUGCCCGCGGAACCCGAGCGCCUGCGGAGACCCGUGUACGAGAAGCCGCCCCUGGAGCCCGGGGCGCUGGGCGAGCUGGGCCAGGCGGUGCGGCUGCAGCUGAGCCAGGCAGAGAAGAGCCUCCAGGAAGCGAGUAUCCAGCAGCACCAGAUCAACAUCUACCUGAGCGACCGCAUCUCCCUGCACCGCCGCCUGCCCGAGCGCUGGCACCCGCUGUGCAAGGAGAAAAAAUAUGAUUAUAAUAACCUGCCAAAAACUUCGGUUGUAAUAGCUUUUUAUAAUGAGGCUUGGUCAACACUUCUGCGAACAGUUCAUAGUGUUCUUGAGACAUCCCCAGAUAUUCUGCUGGAAGAAGUUAUCCUUGUGGAUGAUUAUAGUGACAAAGAACAUUUAAAGAAACCCUUGGAAAGUUAUGUGGCUGGUUUACGCAAGGUACGUCUUAUUCGUGCAAAUAAAAGAGAAGGUCUGGUUCGAGCUCGGCUGCUGGGAGCUUCCCUGGCGAAAGGAGAUGUUUUGACAUUUCUUGAUUGCCACUGUGAGUGCCAUGAAGGAUGGCUUGAACCACUAUUGGAAAGAAUUGGUGAAGAGGAGUCGGCAGUUGUGUGCCCUGUGAUCGAUGUGAUUGAAUGGAAUACAUUUGAGUACUUGGGAAAUUCUGGGGAACCACAGAUUGGAGGCUUUGACUGGAGACUGGUCUUCACUUGGCAUGUUAUCCCAGAGAAAGAGCAAAAACGAAGAAGGUCCAGAACUGAUGUAAUCAGAUCUCCAACCAUGGCUGGUGGAUUGUUUGCUGUCAGCAAGAAAUAUUUUGACUAUCUUGGCUCUUAUGACACAGGAAUGGAAGUAUGGGGAGGAGAAAACCUUGAAUUCUCAUUUAGGAUCUGGCAGUGCGGAGGAAGUCUUGAGAUCCACCCCUGUUCUCAUGUAGGCCACGUUUUCCCAAAACAAGCUCCCUACUCGCGGGCCAAGGCCCUGGCUAACAGUGUGCGUGCUGCAGAAGUUUGGAUGGACGAAUACAAAGAGCUUUAUUACCACCGAAAUCCACAUGCACGUUUGGAGCCUUAUGGAGAUGUGACAGAAAGAAGGCUGCUUCGAGAGAAGCUUAAAUGUAAAGAUUUCAAGUGGUUCUUGGAGAAUAUUUACCCUGAACUUCAUGUACCUGAAGACAGAGCUGGCUUCUAUGGAAUGCUGAAAAAUAGAGGAAUGGAAAAUCACUGCUUUGAUUACAACCCUCCAAAUGAGCAUGAAGUAACAGGGCACAGAAUCAUAUUAUAUCCAUGUCAUGGCAUGGGACAAAAUCAGUUUUUCGAAUAUACAUCCCAUAAUGAAAUACGUUACAAUACUCGGCAGCCUGAAGCCUGUGCAGCAGUUGAUUCUGGGACUGACUAUUUGACAAUGUACUUGUGUCAAGACAAUAUUCAAAAUAUUCCUGAAAAUCAAAAAUUUGUUUUCAGAGAGGAUGGUACUUUGUUCCAUGUACAAACCCAGAAGUGUCUGCAAGCUGAAUCUAACUCUUACAAUGGCAAUCCAGCACCGUUAUUGCGACCAUGUAGCAAUUCAGAAUACCAAAAAUGGUUCUUCAAAGAAAGAAGUUGAUCCAGACGUUAUCAACUGUGUGGGUGAAUAUGAAAAUGUUAACUUUGUAGUCAGCAGCUAGGAAACCUUUUGAAAAAUUUCAUAGCCGAUCUAUUUUUGUAUGAAAAGAGUUGUGACUUGUUUACAAGUUUGUAAACCUUGUUUUCGGGAAUACUAAAAGGCAUUAAGUUGUUGAACAGGCACUGUGAAUAUACUGUGCUGCAGAAAUCUCUUCCACUGUUCUCUUUAUUUGGCAGCUAUACUGUUUCUAAAAUGUCUUAUGGUUUUUCACACAUGACUUAUAUUUUUAACCUACUGUGUGCAAGUAAGGAAGUGAAAGUAAUUGCACUAAUGCUAUCUGGCAUUAACUUUAAAAUGUUUAUUUUUCUAAAACGUUCUACAGUUGUGCCUUUUUAAAAUAUAUUAGCUAACGGUUCUUUUUUUAAAUUCCAAAAAUGCAAACUUAGGUUAAAAUCUGCCCUGAGAUGUGAAAGUCAAGCAGAGCUCUCAUUGAAGUCAAUGUGGAAUUUGCAUGUCUACAGCUCAAGACAGACUAAGUCCUAAUAAUAUUGCACAAAUGAUACUCCAGAUUGCACGUAUUUGACUGAGUGUCAUAACAUUUUAAAUGUUCGUGGUACUUGACAGAUUCUUAAUAAAGCUGCUUCAGGUUAUCUUCACAGUAAAAUUAGUGAUUAUUUACUGAUCUUUCAUUAAUCUAAGAAAUAAAGCACCAAUAUUAAAAAUGACUAGUGGAAAAAUUAAAUUGAUUUGGAGCCCCAUCUUAAAAGUGUGUACUACGUACUUUAAAUUAAAGUUCUGCAUGCUCAAAUCAUGCAACAUCAGAUUCAUAGUAAUAAUUACAGACCCUGAAACUUUAAUUCAAAGGUCACUUUUUAAGCAAAUGAAUGUCUAAAUAAAAAUGGAUAUCUUUCCAUUUCAUUGAUACUGUUAAUAUGUUCCUUUUCUUAAAAAAAUGUAAACAAAAAUUGUUUUGUAAUUUAAGUAAUAAGUUUUGUAAUUUGAUGCUAAUCUAAAUAUUUGUCUUCAUGAUUAUCAUUGUUUUCUAAGAAUAUCCAUUACGAAUAACAAGCUGUUUAGUUCAUCAUGUACAUUCCGGCUGAAGGUCUGGAUAUUCUAUUAGCAUCUAUAUGAGAUGUUGUCUGCUUAGAGCAUAGGAAUUGCCAUACUAAACCAGACAAGUGACCAUAAUCCAGUCAUUUGUCUUUGACAGUGGUCAGCAAUAGAUGCUUCAGCCUACAAGGCACAUGUUUUCCUUAUCUGUCAGGUCCACCUAUGUACUAAAGCAUGAGGGUUUAUAUUUCUUCCAUACUACUUAAAUUUCUUCUUUUGUCCUAAGUUUUGUAAAUAUAAUUGUUGUCCAUAUAAACAUCCAUACCUUUUCUGAAUCCUGGUGAACUCAUGUCAUCUUUACAUACUUGUUUUAUGAUUGUUGAGGACUCUGCCUUUAGGGGAUAUGCAUGUAGGUUCUCCAAAAAUUGUUGCCAAACUUAUGUUUUAUAAGCACCUUUACAGUUCUGCCUCUGGGGUUUUGGUAGAUGAAACUGAUAUUAGAUCUAAUAAAAUAAUUUGUGAAUUAA